GAAUUGUGCAUGACGCCAUAUUUAGAAUAUCAUGAACGAAAAUAUUCAUGAUAGGCUUACAUGAUUAAACAAAAUGAAAUCUGUCAAAAUUGAUAUAGAUGAUGGAUUUUCCAGUGGAUCAUCUGAUUCAGUUCCAUUAAUUACAAAAAAGAAAAAGGAUGAUUCGAUGUUUGUAAAGUUUACGCAAUCUGCCCCAGAACAACAUUCUAAAGUUAAAGCUGUUAUAUGUUUUCCUAUUGGAUGUGCUGUUGGCGUUUUGUUUUACUAUUUUGUAAUUAAUCCUAUCGAUAUGGAACAAGACUCAAAACUCGCCACUGGGACACUUUUAGGAUUUAUUAUUACUGUUGGUUAUGGUGUCAGUACUCAAGUCAGAUGUAUCAUUACUCUUGUACUGCCUAUAUUUUUUGGACAAAGUGGACGGUCUUAUGUUGCUGCCUUUGCUUUAGUUUAUAUUAUUGGAGGUCCUGUAUCUAAUCUUAUAGUAAAUUCAAGUGAAAUGGUUCGAUCUCUCAGUUGUAUAACUCAAUUGAUGGCGAACCAUUCAGGUAUUAAAUUCGAUUUACGCUUUAAACCCAUGAAGGGUUCACUCACAGAACUACAGGAAAAAGGAUUUGUGACUAAAGGUGUCGAGAAAAAAUUUACCAAGGCUUUUGAACCAAUUGAAAAAGAGCUCGAGGACCAAGCUGAAGUAAGAGGAUUGAAAGCUGACAACGACAAAGCAGAUUCGUUUACGGGAAACGCUGUCACGAGAAAUGAAUUACUGGAAGAGAAAUAUAAAAAAAAUCCGGGAAAAACGGAAGAUAAAAAGGUAGAGAGAAAAUGGGAGAAGAAGUUGGAUUAUAGAUGUGAAGAUGUGUUUAGUCAAGGUGUUUUGAGAUGUAGAAAGUGGUUUGCCAAUACCUAUGAUAAAUGCAUGGAUGAACUAUCAGUCGCCGGCUAUCUUCUCUGUUGGCCAAUGAAGCUGGAUUUUUUCUGUGAAUUGGUGAAUUUAUUACCAGGAGCAUUUGGAUUGAACUGUGAUUCAAUGAAGGUAGUGAAUCCCGGAGUGGGAGAAACAUAUAUGGCAUCCAAGGAAAUGGCAAACGAGUUAAAGUCCAGCAUGGAUGUUAAUUUACAAUAUAAGAUGAUUGAAACACCAAUGGAUUUGAAUUAUAUGACAGCCGAAGAGGUCAGAAAGAAGACCAUAUAUGCCUUUGAAAAAAAGAAGAAAGUCGUCAAAUUCCUUCUGCUCAUAACUCAACGAUUACUUGCUUUUACCUUUAUCUUGGUAUUUCUAAGUGCUUAUCAAUACCAUAAAAAAUAUUUGUCUGAUUUUCGACACGAUAAUAAUUAUAUAAGUGGUUAUUUCAAACGUAUUGAUGCUCGACGUAAAGCAGAUGGAAAAAGUUUUCUUCUACCACUGAAAAAGCUAGAGAAAAAGGAAGUAGUAUACCCUACCUCUUGUAAAUUACAGAAGAAAGAAGCGGGAGAUUUGAUUAAAGGUACCGUCACAUUAUUCUUUCGAGUGUUUUUAAGUAUUAUUAUUGUCAUGUUAGAUCAUCUAUUGUAUACUGUCUUGUAUAUCAUUGGUAAAAACUGUAAAAUAGAUUACAAACAAACAGGAAGCCACCAUAUUGAUUUGAAAGUUUAUGGCGAAGGAUUUAUGGGCGACAUUGUAAGAUUAUUUUUAUCAUCUUUCAAUCAAAAACACGACAUCGAUCAGAUAACAUCUAAUGCAGUUUGUCUACCUUAUCCUUCCAAGGCUGAUAAAGUUAAAGUGACCAUGAUAUUCUCUGUAUAUGCAGGAAUGUGGUUUCUACUGUAUUUACAAGCAUAUGGCUUGAGAUUGAGAAGGGUCAUAGGUGGAUUUUUUUACAGAAAGCGUGAAAAACGAAGGACUUUAUAUCUUUAUAAUGACAUGUUGAAAAAAAGAAAGGGAUUUCUUAAAAUGAUGAGACAUAGAGUAAGAAAGCAAGUGAAGGCUCAAGUAUUAAAAAGAAAUACCAGCAUAGUGGUAUCAUUAAAGAAAGAGUUCCCCAAAUUAUGUUGUUGGUUAAAGCUAGUAUCUUCUAGUAAAGAUGUGUGUUUGAUAUGUGAAGAUAAAGAAGGUUCUGGAUAUCAUAAAUGUACUACUCCAAACUGUAAUUUUGGUUAUUGUGGAGACUGCUGGGAAGAUAUUCAGGAAAUAUGCUAUGCCUGUAUGAGUAAAGGCGAUAGUGACUCUUCAGGUUCGAGUAGUGAUUCUUCAAACAGCGACAUCGAAUAAAAGAUCAAAGUUGGAAGAAACCAUACACCAUAGUAUAGUUCCGCGGGAUUUUAAUUGGUUGUCUUCCAGAAACCUUGAACACUGUUUCCGGCAAAAAACAUACACAACGAAUUUUACCAGCAAUGUGUUCACGGGGUCUAUAAGAUAGUAUGUGAAUUGUGUCAGUCAGCAACUUGGUCUAAUUAAAAUUAAUUAACCUUUUGAACUAACUCGAUGACGUCUGCUUUGGCCAAUUAAAUUUGUACCCUCUCCAGCGUUGGUAUUUUGUGACGCAGUGUUUAUGUUUGGGUCAAAAGGCCAAUAAAAAAACCGGACGAAAGUUGGGUCUGAUUUUGAUUAGACUGUGUAAGAUAUCGUUACACCUUUUACACCAAGUUAGUCUGUAUUACGAGUUCGGUUUGUCUGUCUUCGUUUCUACCAGGUAAACAUGAUCUCAUGCAAUGUUCGCCAAAAACCAUGAUCUCUGAAAACGUUUCUUGCUUGCCCUUUUUUCGCAAAAUCCUGAAUAAAUCCAGUUUUGAGAAAACCUUCUGGAUUCAUGGAACACUUUUUCUUUUAAAUCUGAUAAUCUGGACCAGAACUGAUCUGCCCCUUUCAAACUUGUGGUUCAAUAGAUUUGUUUUUGUUGAUUGUUCUAGCAACAGUUUUUUGUCAAAAUAUACCGGUCACAAAUUUCUCAAAAAAAAUUACUGAAAUAAAGGAAACACAUUUGAAUUUUUCAGAAAUCGUCGGCAAUUUUUUGCUGACAGUUUUUUUCAGUAAUUAUAAGAAUUAACGUGGUAGAACCACGAAAGGUUAUUAGUAUGUUUAAACUAUCAUAUUUCAUGUAUACGUUUGUUUAUAUUUUAUUAUAGAAAUAAAAGUCUCCUUUCAU
Molecule: messenger RNA, 3119 nt
Organism: Lottia gigantea (owl limpet)
Lineage: Eukaryota; Metazoa; Mollusca; Gastropoda; Lottiidae
Exons: 17
Coding region: 74-2245 (723 amino acids)
Cellular component (GO): membrane
Source: RefSeq, a predicted model, not a curated record